This is a messenger RNA of Biomphalaria glabrata, 7190 nucleotides long. RefSeq names its product chromodomain-helicase-DNA-binding protein 1-like. Gene Ontology annotation, molecular function: chromatin binding; ATP-dependent chromatin remodeler activity; ATP hydrolysis activity. The record is from RefSeq and is a predicted model, not a curated record. The coding region runs from base 140 to 5860 and encodes 1906 amino acids. Lineage: Eukaryota; Metazoa; Mollusca; Gastropoda; Planorbidae. Gene Ontology annotation, cellular component: nucleus; chromatin. The transcript has 39 exons. Gene Ontology annotation, biological process: regulation of transcription by RNA polymerase II; nucleosome organization.
CAAUGCACUUCUAAUAUGCUAUCACAUACACACUAUUAGUUGAAAAUGGCGGCCAUAUUUGUUGUGCUUAAUUUGUGUUGUCCACACUAAAAUGACAGCGUUUCGCUCAUUUAGACACGUAAUGAGAACAUAACCUUUUAUGGAUGUAGGGCUAUCUUCACUACCUGACCUGACUACUCCCUUAUUUGGGCCCAGUAGCAAGAGUAAGGCUAGUGACGAUUUAGAAACGGAGCGACAUUCACACCUUAUAGGCAAUGGCCUUGAAGAUUCCAUGUCUGAAUCAAGCGGCUCAAGUUCUGACUCCGAUGCAGAUAAUGACGAUGUGAAAAACAAAAACAUUUCUUCGUCUGAGGACGAAACUGAACUCUCAAAGCAAACAAAUUUAACCGACGACGAUGAUGAAGAAGAGGAUAAAAAAUCGAAAGACUCUAGUUCUGAUGACAAUGUUGAAUCUGAAAAAAAUGAUUCGCACUCAGAAUGUGGUGAAGAGAAAAAGGAUUCUAAUUCUGAAGCUGAUUCUUCUGAUGAUGAAAAUGAUGAAGGGAGGAAAGCGCAGUCGAAGAAGGAAGCUCGCAAAUCAGACAUCAAGCGAGCACUCUUUGACACUGACUCCCAAGACACCUGUGAUAAUGAAACAACCAGAAGUAGUGGAGGUAGACGAGUCUCCGCAAUCAGAGAAUUAAAAGACGAGUGGGAUCAGAAGCCAGAUCUCUAUGGCAUUAGACGCUCUGGUAGAUCAAGAAGAGAGGUGGUCAGAUACAAUGUAGGGAAUCCCAGUGACAGUGAGGGUGAAAAGAGGAAAGGUAGAAGGAGAAGAGAGUCUGAAGACUGGAAAAGUCAGGAUGACGACAAUGAUGACAGUGAUGAAGAAAGUAGUGGCAGUGAGGAUUUCAAACCUAAAUCAACCAGACGAGUUCGCCCUCCCACAAGAGUUGCCAAAAGACGCUCUUCUAAAGUUGCCAGUAGAACUAAAGGAAGGACCAAAAACUUGUCAUCAUCUGAGUCUUCAGAGGAUAGUGAUUCCUACAGUAGACCAAUACCACAAAGGAAAACUGCACAAAAGAUUAGGAGCCAGUAUAAUCGUCCAGCCAGAACAAAAAGUUCUAGAAAGACGGUUAGUUAUAAAGAAGACACUGAUGAAGCAACAGACUCUGAUGACAUCAUUGAAGCUGCUACUCCCAUGGCUGAUAUGGAAGAAGAAAACAGAGAAACUAUUGAGAGAGUGUUGGAAGUAAGGCAAGGGAAAAAAGGAGCCACAGGUCACAAGACCACUUUGUAUAAUGUCAGAGAAAAUGGUGAUCCAAACUUGAGCCCUUUAAAGGAAGGAGAGAAAGAGGAAAAAGAAACUCACUAUUUAAUCAAAUGGAAGGGCUGGUCCCACAUCCAUAACACCUGGGAGACUGAAGCAUCUUUGAGGGAGCAGAAAGUCAAUGGCAUCAAGAAAUUGGAAAAUUUUAUGAAAAGAGAAAAUGAAAUCCGUGACUGGAAAGACAAUGCCACUCCAGAAGAUGUAGAAUAUUAUGACUGUCAACAGGAAAUGAUGCAAGAUCUGACAGAGUCUCAUAAAAAUGUAGAAAGAAUAAUAAGUCAUCGUAAAGAAACCAAUGGCACUGCAGAUUAUAUGUGUAAGUGGAAUGGAUUGCCAUACUCAGAGUGUACAUGGGAAGAUGGAGAGCUUGCUUCCAAAUUGUUUCAAAGUCACAUUGAUAAAUAUCUGGCCAGGAACAAAUCUCAAUGUAUACCAACAAAGUUGACAAAAGUGUUAAAGGUGAGACCAAAGUUUAUACCACUCAAGUCUCAGCCCCCUUACAUUGGAGGAGUGGAUAACUUAGUACUUAGAGACUACCAAUUGGAUGGUCUGAACUGGUUGAUUCACUCCUGGUGCAAGGAACAUUCUGUGAUUCUAGCAGAUGAGAUGGGUUUGGGUAAAACCAUUCAGAUCAUCAGUUUUAUCUCCCAUUUGUUCAACCACUACCACCUGUAUGGACCUUAUCUCCUGGUAGUCCCAUUGUCAACAGUUGUAGCAUGGCAGAGAGAGUUUGAGAAAUGGGCGCCGGAGAUGAAUGUCAUUAUAUACAUUGGAGAUGUAGUUAGUCGUGGAGUGAUCAGAGAUCAAGAAUGGAGGCAUCCUGGCAAUAAAAGAUUAAAGUUUAAUGCUUUAAUUACGACUUACGAAAUUUUGUUGAAAGAUAAAUCAUUCUUAGCUGCAGAGUCUUGGGCUUUUCUAGGUGUUGAUGAAGCUCAUCGCUUAAAAAAUGAUGAUUCUUUGUUGUACAGAUCCCUGGAGAACUUUGAUACCAAUCAUAGGAUACUUAUAACUGGCACACCUUUACAGAAUUCUUUGAAAGAACUUUGGUCACUUCUUCAUUUUAUAAUGCCCAAUGUAUUUGAUAGUUGGCCAGAUUUUGAAGAAAAACACUCCAAAGAAGAAGGUAAAGGUUUUUUGUCUUUGCACAAACAGCUUGAACCCUAUCUACUGAGGAGAGUAAAGAAAGAUGUGGAAAAAUCACUGCCUUCUAAAACUGAAAGAAUUUUACGUGUUGAAUUGUCUUCAUUGCAGAAAACUUACUACAGGGCCAUAUUGAAAAGAGAAUUCCGAACAUUAAUAAAAGGAUUGCGUGGGAAUGUUUCCUCAUUUGCCAAUAUCAUGAUGGAGCUGAAGAAAUGUGCUAAUCAUGCUCACCUUGUUGUUCCAUUGGAAGUGGAACCACAACUCAAAGAUAAACUCCAGGUUCUAUUGAAAGGAAGUGGUAAACUGCUGCUACUUGACAAAUUGUUGGUCAGGUUGAAGGAGACUGGGCAUCGUGUCCUCAUCUUCUCUCAAAUGGUGCGCAUGUUGGAUAUUGUGGCAGAGUACCUCCAGUGUCGGCACUUCCAGUAUCAGAGAUUGGAUGGUACUAUCAGAGGAGAUUUAAGAAAACAAGCCUUGGACCAUUUCAAUGCUGAAGGCUCUCAGGAUUUUUGUUUCUUAUUGUCAACAAGAGCUGGAGGUCUGGGUAUUAACUUAGCUACAGCUGAUACUGUGAUUAUAUUUGACAGUGACUGGAACCCACAGAAUGAUCUGCAGGCUCAAGCUAGAGCACAUCGUAUUGGUCAAACCAAACAGGUGAGUGUGUAUCGUCUCGUAACAAGUUCUACUGUUGAGGAAAAGAUUGUGGAAAGUGCCAAGAAAAAAAUGGUUUUAGAUCAUUUGGUCAUUCAAAGGAUGGACACUACUGGCAGAACUGUGUUGGAUAGAGGAUCAGCACCAUCAAGUGCUGUACCAUUUAGUAAAGAAGAGCUGUGUGCUAUCCUCAAGUUUGGGGCUGAGGAAUUGUUCAAAGAGAAGGAGCAUGAUGACGAGGAAGAACAACAAGUUGACAUUGAUGAUAUCUUGAAUAGAGCAGAAGAGCAUGAGACAGAAGUCAGCACCGUAGGGGAUGAACUACUGUCACAGUUUAAAGUGGCCAGUUUUGGCAAUCUAGAAGAAGAAACAGAAACUUCACGAGCCAGUUUUACUGAAGAAGGGAAAGAUUGGGAUGAGAUCAUUCCAGAAGAUGUCAGACAAAAACUAGAAGAAGAAGAACGAAAUCAAAAAAUGUUGGGUCUUGAAUUAGGUCCUAGGAAUAGAAAAACAAUUAAACAGCUGCAAGUAGACUAUGACUCUGAUAAAGACAAUAAGAAGAAGCGUAGAAAGAAGGGACAGUCAGAGUCCGAAGGCAGUGAAGAUGAAGAGGAGGAGGAAGAGGAUGACCAGCCUCGUAAAAGAGGUCGUCCACGAGGUGCUGCUAAAGAUGGUGUCAAGGGAUUUUCGAAUGCUGAAAUAAGACGCUUUGUCAAAAGUGUCAAAAAAUUUCCUGCUCCAUUGAAAAGAUUGGAUGCCAUUGCUGAAGAUGCAGAACUUCAAGAGAAAAGUGAAGCAGAUCUGCGUCGCUUGGCUGAAUAUUUAAAACGAGCUUGUGAAGAUGCACUGAGAGAACAUAAUCAGAAACUUCAAGAAGCUCCAGGCACAGAAGCUGGCAAGAAAUCCCACAAAGGUCCUUCCUUCAAAAUAGCCAGUGUUACAAUUAAUGCACAGGCUCUAUUGAAAGCUGAGGAAGAUUUAAAGCCGUUAGCUGAAGCCAUGCCAGAAGAUAAAGAGCAAAGGAAAAAGUGGCGCUUAAGUCAACCGGUUAAAAAGGUUCACUGGGAUUGUUUUUGGAACAUUGAUGAUGACAGUGCAUUGUUGAAAGGCAUCUAUGAAUAUGGAAUAGGAAGCUGGGAGGCUAUCAAAAUGGAUGAGAGUCUUGGAUUGUCUGACAGGAUUCUUCCAGAUGGAGAAUUAAAACCUCAGGCUAAACAUUUACAAACCAGAGUUGACUAUCUUCUGAAGGCCAUGAAGAAAGAUGUUGCUACUACACCAAAUAAACCAUCCAAAGCACGCAAGCGGAAUCCCAAAUCCAAGGCAGAAAUCAUAGAUAAAGAUGACUCCAGUAGUUCUGAGGAUAAAGAGAAAAAAUCCACCAAUGAUAGUGGCACCAAGAAAAAACAGACGCCAAGUGAGUCCAAGAAAGAGAAUGAGCUCUCAGAUAUUAGUGAUUUAGAACUGGACUCAGAGGAUGGCAAGUCUGGGGCCAAAGCGAAGGGAAAGUCUGCUAAAAAACAGCCAAAAGAUGGGAAGAGUGAUAAGAAACCAGUGAAAAGUAAAGGCAAGAAAAAGCAGCCAGGUCCUAUGCAUUACACAGCAUCAUCAGAACCUAAAGAAAUAGCUGACGAAGCUGAGGAAGAAGAGAGACCUAAGAUGGAGAGCAAAGUUUUUGAUGAGUGUAAAGAGAAGAUGAGGCCCCUGAAGAAAGUUCUCAAACAGCUGAGUGAACCUGAUGAAAGUUUAAGUGAGAAAGAGCAAGUUGCUUUUAUCCGAAGUAUUCUCCUGAAACUAGGAGAUCACAUCAAUACAUGUAUAGAAGAAUUGUCAGAUCCUGAAAAAAUCAAGUUCUGGAGAGAUAGCCUGUGGCUGUUUGUCUCCAACUUCACCACAUUGAAUCACAACAAACUUCGAAAACUUUAUAAAGGGGCUUGUAAAAAACGAGAGAAUGAUAAACAGGAUCAAAAAGAGGACACUGACUCAAAGCUCAAAAAUCAUCAAAUGAAAAGAAGUUUGGACAAAUCAGAGAAAGAUGUUUCCAACAAGAAGGCCACCCAUAGGCCAGAUCGCCAUCAUCACCACAACCCCUCACAGCAGCAAUCUCAUCCUCUACAGCAUAAAGACAACCUUGUAAAUAGACAUCAUCCAAGAAACCCAACUGCUCAUCCCCAUCGACCAGGAAAUGGUAAAGAUGGACAUGUCCCUGAUCAGGGUGGUGUCAGUCCAAGUAAUUCCUGGACACUGGCCAGUCCUUUGUCUCGAACAGAAGAUGCUACACGUAACAGAUAUGAUAACAACACAUACAACCGCCAUCCCCACCCCCACCCAUCCUACACUAGUCAUCACGAGGCACAGCGUGGAGACAGAGCCACAUCCGAGUCCAAAGAUUCUUACUACAGGUUCAAUGAUAGGCAGGGACAACAACAUUAUCACAGAGAUUUCCGUGGUAGAAAUGAACACAGGGCAGGCUAUAGGCCUGACCAACACAGAGGUGACCACUACCGUCCUGAAUAUGGUAACCACUACAGGGACCAGAGUGGUGUCCAGCCACCUAAUCAACACUACAACAGAGAAAGAAGUGCUGAUGACUGGAGCUCUAAUAGCCACCAUCCCUACAUGGCAGAGAGAAAACGGCGCGGAGAAAGACCUGAAGACUGGGAGAGACGAGCUCACAAAGAUCCCAGGCUAGAAAUGAAGUCCAGGUUUCCUCAGCCCCCACCACCUGGUGAAUCCCCUCCAAGUUUUCCACAUCACUGACCAGAGUUAGGCAUCAACUCCUUGUCUACAAGUGACAUCUAGUGAUCAUUAGAACUAGAGGUCAGAAAGCAAAGGCUUGACGUAGGCUUGGAAAUCAAGUAGACUGAGAAGGCUUGAAACAGCACAGAGCAAUUAGAGAAAUUUCACAUGCUAGCAGAUGUAUAUCUUGAAGUAUUCAAAGCCUAGCAUCAAACCUAAUGGUUAUUUCUUUGUUUGAAUGUUUCACUAACUGGCAGGAAGGCAAGUCACCUCCACAAGUCAGUGAAUGCCCUACAUUCCAUAUGAUUGCUCUUAAUGUCUGUUGUGUUGGGACAGCCUUUAAUCAAACUAUCAACCGGUCAAGUCUACCCACAAGUUGUGUACACAUUCAAUUGACUUACUUUAUAAACUUUAUAGCUUCAUUGCCAAGUGUUAGUUUGACUAUGUGGCUGGUCUAUCAGAAGCACAUGUUCAUCAUUAAAAUAGCUUCUGUUCAAUUUAAACUCGGUAAGAUCUCUUUAAGUUAUCAGCUAGAUGACCCUUCGACCUGGUGUUCUAACUCAGUGGCAUUAAGUCAAUGACCAGGCUGUGUGCUGUGGUGUUGUCAUCUACAACUUGACUUUGAAGUUUUUUUCCCCUAAUGUUUUCAUUCAUAUUUUUUUUUUUUUUGCCCAACACAAGCUCACCUCAGGAAGGUUAAAGGUUAUUCAAGGUAUCAGCUGAUCAGUUCAAGCGCCCCCCCCCCCUCUUUUUCUUUCCCAUCCACAUUGUUUGUGACCAAGUUUUUGUUUGAUGUAGUUCAUUCUUCUCAUGAAAUGUUAAGUAGCCAAUUAGUCUUGCUUUUGUUGUCAUGUUUUUUUUUGUUUUGCAAAAUUUUCAUUUGUUUGGCUGUUUGAUUAGUAAGGUUUGAUUGUAGCUGACAAGUAUCACAAGCAUUGAAAUCAGUUUUCUUUUUGUGAGUGUGUGUGUGUCAGAAGUUGUAUGGUGGCACAUGUGUAACACAUUCCCUCCUAAUGUGUCAUGACCUAUUUCAGCUACUUAUAAGUCGCCUUUUUUUUUUUUUUUGUCUGGCCAAUAGCUGCUAGACAUUGUGAUGUGAGAUUGUGUGUGGGGGAAGUGCUACUUGUGAGAUUGUGUGAGGGAGUGCUACUUAAAACGUCACUGGGUAUGUGAUUGUAUUAGGUUUUUUUUUUUUUUAUUUGCUAGAUUUUUAGAUCUGUAUGUAAUUGUUGAUGAACUGGGAGUCACUUCCCUUGUGUGCAGGGAUUGUAUAGACUGUGUGUGUGUGUGUUGACUUAUGAUGUACAUAAUGUAAAUAACAGACUACAAGAAAAUACAAAAGAACACAAAA